AUCUCAGGCUGUCACUGAUCAGAGGUGGGUGGGAUUUUAGCCUUCCACGUACUCAGCUAGACAUAAAGUAUUUCACCAGACAAUGCACACUUGGCAUAGGGAGGCUGGGGGCCAUAACAAUGAAGCAUUUGAAAAGCGGGGGCAUCUCAUGAAUGCAUUGUGUUUUAAGAAGGCUAGGCAGCACUUUAUGCUGUUCCCAAAGUUGAGUGGUGGUCGCUCAAAGUGCAUGAUGCUGAGAGAGAAAGAAUAGUGAAAAUAAGCCUCGAGGUUACAAGAAACCUCACAGAAUAGGUUUUCAUGCUUUUCUCUUCCAUCCACACUUAAAUGGGAGUCUCAUUGAACUUUGUAGGUCUUUGAGUGAACAUGCAUAGGAUUGUGCUAUACGAAUUUUUAAUCCUACGCAAAGUUAUGUGGAUGUGCAGUAUGUCCUUUUGAAAGCCCUGGGACCUAGAAAAGUAUUAGGGUGCAGGACAGGGGCAUAAUCAAGAAAUGAGCUGCACAAGAGAGGGAAGUGUAUCCUGUUCUCUCACUCCCUGCACCCCAUAUUGUAUAUCCAUGUUAUACUUCUAUAAAUCGGAGGGUUGAAUUUGCUGCCGGGUUAGCUUGUGUUUAAGAAAGCACUGAAUUUUAGUCGUACUGUGAAUUUCCUUUUGUAUGUGUGAGUCAUUCAAAGUGCUUUAUAGUUUUCUUGGGAAGUUGGUGGUGCUUCCCUUUUCUAAGAAUUGGGAUGUUGAAACAGAAUCAAGGCUAGAGCGUGAAAGGCAAGCGGAGCUUUUGUAGUUUGGUGGUGUGUUGUGUGCAUCAGCGUAACCUUUUGCCUACUUUUCUGAGUCUGUCAUGUGAUCUUUCUUUGCUGUGGAGGAAGGGCGGGGUUUCAAGAAGUACGCUGCUUUGCAGAAGUGCCUUUCCGAUGACAUACUGCAUGACUCCAUAAAAUUAAAUCACCAGGGCUGAAUAAAACGGGGGGUGGGGAUGAGAGGCCGGACUGAAGAAAAGGCACAAGAAGGCACUAUUUUGGGAACUCGUUGUAAAUUCUAAAAAUGGCGGAAGCCCACCAGGCAGUUGCUUUUCAGUUUACUGUAACCCCAGAUGGAAUUGAUCUGCGUAUGAGCCAUGAAGCUCUCAGGCAGAUCUAUCUAUCUGGUCUCUACUCAUGGAAGAAGAAAUUCAUCAGAUUCAAGAAUGGCAUCAUCACAGGAGUCUAUCCUGCUAGUCCAUCCAGCUGGCUUAUUGUAGUAGUAGGAGUUAUGUCAACAAUGUAUGCCAAAAUAGAUCCUUCAUUGGGACUAAUAGCUAAAAUCAACCAGACCCUUGAUACGACAGGCUAUAUGUCCAACCAAACACAAGGUAUUGUCAGUGGGAUUCUUUUUGGUACGGGGCUCUGGGUGGCCCUUAUUUUCUCCAUGCGCUACACGCUAAAGAUGCUGCUUUCCUACCAUGGGUGGAUGUUUGCUGAACAUGGCAAACUUUCCACAGGAACCAAGAUCUGGAUGACACUAGUGAAGCUUUUCUCGGGUCGUAAACCAAUGCUGUACAGUUUCCAGACAUCUUUGCCACGUCUUCCUGUUCCUGCUAUUAAAGAUACCGUAAAUAGGUAUUUGGAAUCAGUUCGACCGCUUAUGAACGAUGAGGAAUUUAAAAGGAUGGAAGGCCUUGGCAAAGAUUUUGCACUUAAUCUAGGACCAAAGCUACAAUGGUACUUGAAACUGAAAUCCUGGUGGGCUACAAACUAUGUUAGUGAUUGGUGGGAAGAAUACAUUUACCUCCGAGGCCGUGGACCAAUUAUGGUGAACAGUAAUUAUUUUGCAAUGGAUUUCCUCUAUUUUACUCCUACCAGUGUACAGGCAGCUAGAGCUGGCAAUGCUAUCCAUUCCAUACUGCUAUACAGAAGAAAACUGGACAGACAACAAAUCCAGCCAAUUCUUCUGAUGGGAUCCACUGUUCCACUCUGCUCAGCACAAUGGGAGAGGAUGUUUAAUACAUCCCGUAUUCCUGGAGAGGAAACAGACACUAUCCAGCAUAUAAAAGACAGCAAGCACAUUGUUGUGUACCAUAAGGGAUGCUAUUACAAAGUAUGGCUGUACUAUGAUGGCAGACUGCUGAAACCCCGGGAGAUUGAACAGCAGAUGCAGCGGAUUCUAGAUGACAAAUCAGAGCCCCAGCCAGGGGAAGAGAAGUUAGCUGCUCUUACGGCAGGAGACAGAGUCCCUUGGGCUAAGGCACGCCAGACAUAUUUUGCCCGUGGAAAGAAUAAGCAGUCUUUGGAUGCUGUUGAAAAGGCAGCUUUCUUUGUGACGUUGGAUGACACUGCUCAGGGUUACAGGGAAGAUGAUCCAGUGACAUCAAUGGACACCUAUGCAAAGGCACUUCUACAUGGCAAAUGCUAUGACAGGUGGUUUGACAAGUCAUUCACUCUUGUAGUGUUUAAGAAUGCUAAAUUGGGCCUGAAUACAGAACAUUCUUGGGCAGAUGCUCCUAUUGUUGGCCAUCUUUGGGAGAAUGUGAUGUUCUCCGACUGUCUUGAGCUGGGCUACUCCGAAGAUGGCCAUUGCAAAGGAGAAGCUAUUUCAGGCAUUCCUAUGCCUACCAGACUGCAGUGGGAAAUCUCUGAAGAAUGCCAAGAAGUGAUUGAGAGGUCCCUGGCCGUGGCAAGGCCUCUAGCAGAGGAUGUGGAUUUUCAUUCCUUUCCUUUUGACACAUUUGGGAAAGGAUUGAUGAAGAAAACAAAGACGAGCCCUGAUGCAUUUGUGCAACUUGCCCUGCAGCUUGCUCAUUACCGGGACAUGGGGAAAUUCUGCUUAACAUAUGAAGCAUCGAUGACCCGCCUAUUUAGAGAAGGCAGAACAGAAACAGUUCGUUCAUGUACUGUCCAGUCAUGCAAAUUUGUGCAAGCUAUGGAUGAUCCAACUGAGAGUAUUGAAAAGAAGCGUGCUCUUUUCAAGGCUGCUGCUGAUAAUCAUCAGCACUUGUAUCGUCUUGCCAUGACUGGUUCCGGCAUAGAUCGCCACCUUUUCUGCCUUUAUGUGGUGUCCAAAUACCUCGCUGUUGAAUCUCCUUUCCUUAAGGAGGUUUUGGCAGAACCCUGGAGACUUUCAACCAGUCAGACACCCCAACAGCAUAUUGAUCUGAAUAAGAACCCUGAAAUGGAAUCCAGUGGUGGAGGGUUUGGACCUGUUGCUGAUGAUGGUUAUGGUGUCUCAUAUAUAAUUGUGGGUGAUAAUCUUAUCAAUUUCCAUGUAUCCAGCAAAUUUUCUUGCCCUGAAACAAAUUCCCAUCGUUUCGGAAAGAACAUCAAACAAGCAUUGUGUGACAUCCGUAACUUGUUCAGUCUUGGCAAAAAUUCAACCAAGUGAUUCUCUAACAGCAAGUCAACUAAACAUCCUGUGUUGGCAGUGAGAACUCUUCUGAUCAGUGGCUGAAAACAAGGCAGCUAUGCAGCAUCCAUUCAGUUAUAUAAAUAAGUAUUAUUGGAAGAAGUUCCAACAUCCAUUACUACAGUUGAUCAGAAGUUUUAUUCUCCCCAAGAUAUGACUUUAGGUAUUCUCUGUGUUAUUAGAAGAGCUGCAAACUGGCCACAAGUUAAGAUGUCUAGACCUGUCCUAAUUUGGUGUACAUUUGAUCAUUUCUUACUUUAAAAUCUCUCUACCUGUAUUCUAUAAAUGAAUGGAUGAAAAUAGUGCAUUCCAAUCUCAUGUCAACAAAAACCUGACUUGAAAAGUACCUGUAGCAAACCAUCAAUUGAUGUAACUGCUGGGGUUUUUUUAUAUCAGUAAGUGACAACUUUGGGCAUUCAUUUUAAAUAAAGGCAUUUCAUUAAGCUGAACAUAAAAUAAUAUUCUGGCAAACCUAAUGUAAUGCGCUAAGUGAAAAAAAUGUUUUGUUGCUUGGAACUAAGCUUAUAUUGCCAUAGGUCACUGAUGAAAUAUUUGCUCUACCUUCAACUACGACAAUUGAA
Molecule: messenger RNA, 3955 nt
Organism: Zootoca vivipara (common lizard)
Lineage: Eukaryota; Metazoa; Chordata; Lepidosauria; Squamata; Lacertidae
Gene: CPT1A
Product: carnitine palmitoyltransferase 1A
Biological process (GO): fatty acid metabolic process; carnitine metabolic process
Cellular component (GO): mitochondrion
Molecular function (GO): carnitine O-palmitoyltransferase activity
Source: RefSeq, a predicted model, not a curated record